AUGCGAACGGGAUUGAAUGGUGGUAUCAAGAGAUAUCUGGACGCUGGAGUCAAGCGUGGCACAUAUCAGACUUCUUUGGCGGCGACGAGGUCUUUGGCGACCGUCUCAGACCGUCCAAUAGUUGGCCUGGGUCCGUUGGAGGAGUAUGACCGGCGAGUAGAUGCUGGGAUUCUGCGGAAUGACGAGCACCAGCGAGGCAUCAUUGAGAGCUUGCAACACCUCCACAAUGAGCUUCGCAACUAUCAUGCGCCGCCUGUUGUCCAUCCCAGCUCCGACCUCCUCAAGCCCGCCAAGAAGUCUGUCUUUUCAUCGCUGUUUGGCAACGGAGGCGCCGCAAAGGCUACAAUUAAAGACAUUCCAGAGAAUCUACCUCGCGGAUUGUAUCUGUUCGGCGACGUGGGCAGCGGCAAGACGAUGCUCAUGGACCUGUUCUACGAUACCCUUCCCACCACAGUCAAGACGAAGACGAGAAUACACUUCCACAACUUCAUGCAGGAUGUCCACAAGCGGCUGCACAAGCUGAAGAUUCAGCAUGGCAGCGAUGUUGAUGCCGUGCCGUUUGUUGCGGCGGACAUUGCAGAGCAGGGCAAUGUGCUUUGCUUCGAUGAGUUUCAGUGCACAGAUGUAGCAGACGCCAUGAUUCUACGGAGGUUACUAGAAAGCCUCAUGUCUCACGGCGUAGUCCUGGUAACGACGUCGAACCGACACCCUGAUGACCUCUACAAGAACGGCAUCCAGCGAGACUCAUUCAUCCCGGCAAUCAAGCUGCUCAAGAACCGCCUGCAUGUCAUUAAUCUCGAUUCACCAACCGACUACCGCAAGAUCCCUCGGCCACCCUCCGGGGUAUACCACACCGCCCUGGAUCAGCAUGCCGAGUCACACGCAGAGAAAUGGUUCCGCUUCCUGGGCGACUCGGAGAACUUUGCACCGCGGUCUGAGACGCAAAAGGUCUGGGGCCGAGAAAUUUUUGUCCCGCGCGUCAGCGGGCGGUGCGCCUGGUUCACGUUCGACGAGCUUAUCAAGAAGCCAAAGUCGGCGGCCGACUACCUCGAGUUGGUGCGAAAGUACGAUGCCUUUAUCGUCACCGAGGUGCCUGGCAUGACGAUCCGCGAGCGGGACCUCGCGCGCCGCUUCAUUACCUUUAUCGACGCCGUCUAUGAGGGUAAUGCUAAGCUUGUGCUCACCACUGAGAAACCCCUGGCCGAGCUGUUUGUCUCGCGGGACGAAAUCGCCGAGAGCCUCCUUGAGGCUAACCCAACCGCUGCAACCACAAAGGCUGCUGCCGAAACCGUGAUGGAGAACCUUGAGCACAGCGUCGAGAAGCUCAAGAACUCCAACCUGUUUGCAGGCGAAGAAGAAGCCUUUGCGUUUGCCAGAGCUCUGAGCCGGUUGAGUCACAUGGAGAGCAAAGAAUGGGUUGAGAGAGGGCUUGGGCUGGAAAGCCAGGGAGGCAAAGAGGACAAGGAUAGCUGGACGAAGACGAGAAGUCGACAGAUGGAGGAUUCGAUGUGA
Messenger RNA from Trichoderma virens Gv29-8, 1512 nucleotides. RefSeq lists its product as uncharacterized. The record is from RefSeq and is a predicted model, not a curated record. Gene Ontology annotation, biological process: protein quality control for misfolded or incompletely synthesized proteins. Gene Ontology annotation, cellular component: mitochondrion; cytoplasm. Bases 1 to 1512 code for a protein of 503 amino acids. Gene Ontology annotation, molecular function: ATP hydrolysis activity; ATP binding. The transcript is spliced from 3 exons. Lineage: Eukaryota; Fungi; Ascomycota; Sordariomycetes; Hypocreales; Hypocreaceae.